This is a messenger RNA of Tympanuchus pallidicinctus (lesser prairie-chicken), 4120 nucleotides long. RefSeq names its product matrix metallopeptidase 23B (gene MMP23B). NCBI's taxonomy places the organism in Eukaryota, Metazoa, Chordata, Aves, Galliformes, Phasianidae. The coding region runs from base 762 to 1964 and encodes 400 amino acids. Gene Ontology annotation, cellular component: extracellular matrix. The record is from RefSeq and is a predicted model, not a curated record. The transcript has 8 exons. Gene Ontology annotation, biological process: collagen catabolic process; extracellular matrix organization; proteolysis. Gene Ontology annotation, molecular function: zinc ion binding; metalloendopeptidase activity.
UCCCCCAGAUCAGCGUGAUUCUGAAACCUGUGCCUGUCUCAGCAUCAUAACCCCUCGUUAGGUAGCUCCCAGGUACGUAAGGAAUUUGCAGGAGUCAACUGCCAAGUUCCAUGGAUGGGGGAGUUGAUGGUUGCUUUUAUCUGAGUUUGUAAGCUCCAUGACCAAAAUUUCCUGACUGCAGAAAGCGUGCCUGCUCUUGCACAGCAUCUCAUUUUUCAUUCUGCUGAGGACAGCCUCUGACAAAUGACAGCUCCUCUACCAUGAAGCAUCCCUGAUCAGGCAUUCCAUGGGCGUGAUGCUGGCUUCUGGAUUCCUUUCUCUGUCCCCCUCCCCCAAUUUUUUCAUUACAUAAAGCUGACAACUGCAGAUUUGUCCUCUGUUGAUUAUACAGUCAGUUAAAGAGGAGAGUUCAUGGCCAUCCCAGCUUGUUUCACUUUGCUGCUUUUCCUCUGCCAGCCCAACUUUCAGCUGCAGUAAUCUGAUACGGUUUGGCAGAGGCCGAGAGAAUCUUUGGCACAUUGGAAAGGAGCUUAAUGUAAAGUCUGCUUUCUUUUUUUUUUUUUCUUCCCCCCCCUUUUUUUUUGAGAGGGAGAGAGCGAGAGCUUUUUGAAACCAGUGAUUCUGCACAGCUUUGGCAGUGAUUGCAGGACUCCUCAGAAAUGCUCCAGAUGCAUCUGUGAGCAAAAGGAUUACCAAUGCAUUCUGCGAAGGGAAUGUCCGAGUAUCUGUCUCACCUCCUCUAGAAAGUGUUAAAGAACAACAUGGAUCAAAUAGAACAACUUGCUGCUGACAGAAAGAAGAGCUUUCUCUCAGAGGACAAUAAAAAGAGCAAUGGCUAUAGAACCGUUGUGGGAUUCCUAUGCAUAUUCCCCGUGGUGGCUUUGCUGGCUAUUGCAGGAGAUCCAGCUGGAGCUGCAGUUCAGGAAAGUCAGGAAGAUGCCACAUCACCUGGCCUCCGUGAAGUGAGUGCCUCUGCUUUGCACAGCCCAGCCUUUCCACCUCGGCCUCCAGCACGGAGAAAGCGAUACACGAUCACACCUGGACACUUGAAAUGGGACCACUUCAACCUGACCUACAAAAUCCUGUCCUUCCCAAGAAACCUCAUAAAUGCCAGGGACACACGCAGGGGACUGGCGGCUGCGUUCCGAAUGUGGAGUGAAGUUUCACCAUUCAGCUUCAGAGAAGUGCCACGCCACGUACCCAGUGAUCUGAAAAUAGGCUUCUACUCCAUCAAUCACACAGACUGUCUGGAGUCUCUCAUUCACCACUGCUUUGAUGGAACAACAGGGGAACUUGCCCAUGCCUUCUUCCCACCCAAUGGGGAAAUCCACUUUGAUGACCAUGAGUACUGGAUAUUAGGAAAUACUCGGUUCAGCUGGAAGAAAGGUGUCUGGCUUACAGAUCUGGUGCACGUAGCAGCUCACGAAAUAGGGCAUGCCUUAGGACUCAUGCACUCCCAAAACCCAAAUGCUCUCAUGCACAUCAAUGCUACUUUGACUGGGAAAAAGACCAUCUCUCAAGAUGAAGUCUGGGGAAUUCACAGACUUUACGGAUGCAAGGACAGACUGUUUAUGUGCCCCCUGUGGGCCCGAAAAGGUUUCUGUGAGAAACGUGAGAAGCUGAUGAAAAAGCACUGUCCGUUCACCUGUGACUUCUGCUACGAAUUCCCAUUUCCAACAGUUCCUCCUACUCUGCCACCUCCAAGGACAAAAACCAAGACUGUUUCUGAAGGCAGGAAUGUCACCUUCCGCUGUGGACAGAAGAUCAUCCAUAAAAAAGGCAAAGUUUACUGGUAUAAAGAUAAGGAGCUUCUGGAAUACUCAUAUCCAGGUUACUUAUCCUUAAAUGAGGAUCACAUGAGCAUCAUUGCAAAUGCAAUUAAUGAAGGAACUUACACUUGUAUAGUAAAGAAAAAAGAAAGAAUCUUGACCACUUAUUCCUGGAGGAUCAGACUGAGACAUUAACAAGGGCUCUGGCAUGAGAGCUUCUCUAUUUCAAAUUCACAAUCUGGCUUAAGCAUUUUGUAUUUAAACGCCAGUAGUGCAAAUGAACUCCUAAAUCAGCUGCUUCAAUACCUCGAGCAAGAGAGACUCUGGGACUUUGUUACUGGAUAAAACAACUCUUCCAAAUUAGUUUUAAAGGUAAAGAAUUCAUCAAGCAUGUGUUGUACAGAGAAUUAAAAAAGAAAUUUAAAAAAAAAAAUCAAGUGUAAGAUUUUGCAGUUAACCUGGAUCAGUGGACUGCUGAAAAACGAGAACAUAACCCUUCAGCAAACACAUGGAUGAACAGACUGAUGGCUCAGCUAUGUUGCAAUGGAAUCAGAGGUAUUGUGGAAAGAGAAUGACCAGUAAAUGCGCUGUAAGUGGUUUUUUAUCUUUUUUAUAUCACGACAUGUAGGUGUAUAAGAACGUUAAAAAAAGAAUUACUUUUUCUUCUAGUGGGCAGAAGGAAAAUAUAGGGUCACAACAAACCCAAAUUACUCCAUUUCACACUUUGACAUACUCAGUUCAGCUAUGCACAGAAUAUCUCCCUUCCACCCCCCAACUACUUUCCUGUGGUGUGUAUUUAUUGUCUGUGUAAUCUUAGCCCAGCAUACUAUCUACUUCCAUCUGCAGCUCCUCAUAACUCAUCCUUUUGGUGUCUGAUCAGUAAGCUUCUUGACCCCUUCAACAGAGGUAAGAUCAUUUCCAUCAUCACACCCAGUCAUUAACAGGCGAGGUGGAUGCACCACAUCCAGAAGAGAAGCAGCAUUUGUUUCCUGGGCAAAGCCCAGUGCACUCAAACAUCUAUCAGCUGGGAAUUCAGAUGUGCAGUUACAAACCCUGACAGUCAUUGUAUUUAAUGGGUACCUGAAAGAUCCUUAUCCAGUAUUAAGGCAGCCUACAUCAUUCUCUGCUUAGGUUCGUCCAUUUUUAGUUGCUGUCUUAAUCUCUUCAAACACGUUUCUUCCUACCUUAAGCAUCUCAUGUAUUGCAGAAUAGGUCAGCAUUCUAGGAGGAGCUCUGUACCAGGACAGCAAAAGCACAAGGGAAAAGUAAGAAACUAAUAAGAACAGUUUGGUACAAUUGCAAUAACAGUAAUUUUACUGGCAGAUAUCUAGCAUGAACUUAGCACAUCUCCAUUUAACAGAGCAGUGCAACACCACGUGGAUCCAAGCAUCUUAAAACAGCUCUGUCUUUUGGAUUUGGAGAAACGAAACAAGAACAGUGAGCUGAGCCUUCAAUAGCUCUCACAAGGGGAUGUCAGCACUUCAACUGCAAGGAUGCUCAAUCCUAGGGCAGAUCCAAAGUUCUUCAUUUCACAACUUAACAGUUUUGUAUACAUACCAUUUAUGAUAACUGACUUUUGUGCUGUUUCUCCAAAUCCUGUUUACCUCCACCUGUGCUUGUGGCAGGCACUGUCCUUGCUGGAGAUGCAGCUAAGGACCUGCUUUGCCCCACGAAUGUCCUGUAAGGAGUCACCUUCCAAAACUGAGCUGACCUCAAGGCCAGUGGAAAAAGAAACCAAGGAAAAAAGUCACAGUUUAAGACAGCAGGCCAUGAGACAGCUCUGCACUGCACCCAGUGUUCCAUGACACAGAUGGCACGGCCCAGCACUGCUGUGCACAUCUGUUCUGGCUGCAAUUUCAAACCAACAACAUCUUCAAGGAACUCAGGAAAAAAAAAAAAGAGAAAGAGGAAUUUCUGUAAAGAAGCCAACCAAAAAAAACCUCUCCAUCUCCUGCCCAGGACCACGGCAUGACAGCUUCCAUUUGCUGGAAAUUAGUAUGGAAAACACCUGACAGAUAUGGUGAUACCCUCAAGGUAAGCAACAAAACUCACUUUCUCUUGGCAUACACUUUCAUUUUAUAAAAAUAAAAAUUGCAGUAAGCCAACAACAAAAUAAAUCCCUAACCUACAACAAGGCUGUGAUUACCACACACUUAUGCACUGGAACCUCCAUGUUGUUUAAAAGAUGAAUCUUUGCAGAUUUUCCCUGGUUGAAAUCAGUUAUUUAAGAUGACACAAUUUCAAAGUAAUUGAGUUCCAUAGUGCUGUUCCUGGUGAAACAGUCCUGGAAAUGUUUUCACUUUACUUGCCUUUGCAUAACUUGUUGUUUGAUUAAAAGCAAAUAACUCCUA